Molecule: messenger RNA, 513 nt
Organism: Limulus polyphemus (Atlantic horseshoe crab)
Lineage: Eukaryota; Metazoa; Arthropoda; Merostomata; Xiphosura; Limulidae
Product: transmembrane and TPR repeat-containing protein CG4050-like
Exons: 4
Biological process (GO): protein O-linked glycosylation via mannose
Cellular component (GO): endoplasmic reticulum
Molecular function (GO): mannosyltransferase activity; protein binding
Source: RefSeq, a predicted model, not a curated record
AUGAUACAGGCAAUGAUAGGGCAUGAAACUUUUUUUCUUAGGUCCGUCAAAAUAUUUGCCAACUUUGGACUGCUCCUCCUCCUGUCAACACAUAGCAUCAAAACCGUACAGCGGAACACAGAAUGGGUAAGCGAAAAAACUCUGUUCCUCUCUGGUUUAAAGGUAAAUCCUUCUAAUGCUAAACUGCAUAAUAAUGUGGGAAAAGUGUUGGAAGCAGAAAAUCACCACCAGGAGGCGCUGCUUUACUAUAAUCGAGCCAUCACAUUGGAACCGAACGACGUUCGCGGGUUUCUGAACGCUGGCCGAGUGUUAACGUACCUGAGGCGUUACCAGGAGGCGGAGAAAAUCUACAGAAAGGCUAAGGAUAUGCUACCCCAAGUGGAAGACUUAAGUAUGACAGAAACCCACGUGACCCCCAGUCAUCUACAGGUGUUUCUAAGCCUCGCCUCACUGCUCUCUAGAAAUACUAGCCGUCUAGAAGAGGCAGAUGCCGUUAAGUAUUUCUUUCGUUUU